This is a messenger RNA of Scatophagus argus, 8814 nucleotides long. RefSeq names its product alsin-like. The transcript is spliced from 41 exons. The record is from RefSeq and is a predicted model, not a curated record. The coding region runs from base 623 to 5620 and encodes 1665 amino acids. NCBI's taxonomy places the organism in Eukaryota, Metazoa, Chordata, Actinopteri, Scatophagidae.
CAUUGUUUUUGUUGUUAUUGUUUUGUGGUUGUUUUUAUUGUCAGAUCUUAACUUGAAAAGUAGUAGCUGUAGUUUUUACGUAAUGUAUUAAAAUAAUACAGUUCCCUCUAAACUGUAGAGGAGCUUUGAGCUCAUUUUUAGCUUACAUUUUUUUUAAAUUAGCUAAAUAAAUGAAGCAAAUGACGGCCAAACAGCAAUAUCUCCUCUUUGACACACCACAGCAGUAGCAGCAACAGGUGUGGCCGUAGUUUUUGUCCCUGUUCGGCUGCCAUCAGAGAGUUGGCUCCCGUACAACUACGUACAACUGUCAGAGACAACUUCUGCUUUCACUGCGCUGCACAGAUUAGGAUAUCAAAAAUGUCAUAGCUCAGUGUUUCGGCCGUGACAGUUAGACACAGUUAUCUGGACUCCGCCGCGUCACAAAUGCCCGCGACGCUUUGUCGAGUUCAAACUGACAGUUGCGUCUGAAACCAGACCAACCAAAGAGGCACCAAAACAGGACACCAGAUUCUCUUUGUUCCUGUAAACUGACUUAUUGCUUGGAGUAAACGUAAUACAAGUUCUCUGGGGAAAUGUUAAUGAAGAAGCCUUCACCGUCCUGUGGAAUGGAAAGUCCGAAGUGAUGGAGAAGGAGGAGAGCUGUACAGAUGAGCGGGCCUCCACAACUCCAGAGCGAGGACUGCUCCACAUCUGGCAGUCAGGGGGGCCCAGUGCACAGCUCUGUCCAGAGAGAGUGCUCCUGUCCAUACCGGUUCUGCAGGCUGCCCUGGGAGAACACCAUGGACUCCUGCUGACGAAGGGUGGUCUAGUGUAUUCAUUUGGUGAGCUGCUGUGGAGGGAUCUGAGUGUCCCAGUGUCUGCUCCGGUGCUGGAAUUUCCUCUGCUGGGGAAGAUGAUGGUUCGUGUGGCUGCAGGCGGCUUUCACUGUGGAGCGCUGAGCGAGCAGGGCAACAUCUACAUGUGGGGGGAGAACACUGCAGGACAAUGUGGGCUGACUGAAACGGGCAUGGCCACAAACAUCACGGUUUCAGAGCCGUGUCCGAUCACCGUGGUGGACAAUGACGUUGUUCCUCCAGCAGUGGUGCGGGUUGUGGAUCUAGCCUUUGGGCGGGAGCACAGCCUGGCUCUGUCGGACCAGAACGAGUUGUGGGCGUGGGGCAGCGGCUGCCAGCUUGGCCUGGUCACCAGCACCUUCCCUGUUUGGAGGCCACAAAAGGUGGAGCACUUGGCAGGCCGACAUGUAAUUCAGGUGGCAUGUGGUGCCUACCACAGCUUGGCCCUGGUUCGUACUAUACCUCCACAGAACUUCAAUACCCAGAAUCCAUCUGAAAAGAGGGAACGAGGUCAGUCACCUCACUACUCAGUUACAGAGAGGGAGGAGCCAUUGGCGGGUGAUGGUGGUCAUUACUGUCCGCUGGGGGUGGAGCUCACUGAAGUAAUGACAAGCGAGACUUCUCCCAGAAGAAGAGGUCCCAGAAGGUUGCUUCACACUGGGGGAAGCUCAGCUGGCAGCAGCCCUGGCUCUGUGGUCGGUUCAUGUCCACUUUCUGAAGAUGGCAAAACUAACACUAAACAGAGGAAUUUUCCAGUUGGCACCAAGCUUGAGCCUGAUGGGCACGCCGACCCCCUGACUCAGACAGACGGUAGCCCCAAGUCACACCCACUGUCAGGCUGGAGAUCCAAUAAGAACUCUGCUUUCCCUGAUGAACUGGAGCUUCAGAACCUCCUUCAGAAACUCUCUGGCCAUUCAUUGGAGAUGCACCACACUGCGGGGCCCGGAGAUACCGACUCAUUGAGCAGUUACACUUCAGAUGACAGCUUUGUUUCAUCAACUUAUUCCACCGAUCUGUUGACCUCCAGUUACAAAGAGGACUCAACAAUCAAGACUCAAACCAACAAUAACAGUGGAGUUUCCCUGCCUUACUCCUCCUCUCCGGUGUGCCUGGAAGAUGUUCGGCUUAGCCUUGAGGCAGAGAGGCAGGCGCUGCAGGGGAAGAAGAGCUCCAGUCUCACAAAUAUAAACCAGAAGGGGAGGCGAGGGGCAAACAGGAGGAGCUCCCUGCCUGGAACACCCGUCCGUCAUAGAAAUGGGUCUCCACGACAACAGCAGCGUUGUGCCUGCAGGCCAUCUUCUGCUGGUCAAACCCAGGCUGCAGCACCGAAGGAGGUUGGAGACGGGCUGCCGUCUUUGGACACAGAAGUGUGGAGCUGGGGCCGCGGGUCUGAGGGGCAACUGGGCCACGGAGAUCAGCUCGCCAGACUCCAGCCUCUGUGUAUCCAGCCUUUGUCAGGCGAGGAGGUGAUCCAAGUCGCCGCAGGGUCCCACCAUUCUUUGGCCCUCACGGCUAACUGCCAGGUUUACUCAUGGGGCAGCAACAUGUGUGGACAGCUCGGUCAUGUCAACAGUCCCGCCACUGUGCCUCAAAAGGCAAAGCUCUUUGAAGAUCUUCGGGUUUGGGACGUGUCGGCCGGUCAGAGCCACUCCCUCCUCCUUGCUGAUGGAGACUGCGUUCAGCCAGUCCUGUUGUACUGCGGCCUGCAGCAAGAGCCAACUUCAGUGCAGAGUGAGACGUCACGCCAGCCUCAAAGAUCAUUCCAGAGAUCACCCAACAGAGCAGAGAGUUACACAGUCAGGCCCACCCUGCUGCCCCUCUGCAUGGAGAUGGGUUACAUUAGCAGUGUGUGCAGUGGUGGUCAGAGCUGUGCCGUGUUGGCAGACCAGAACGUCAUGGGUUUUAUCUCGGCUAUCCAUGAGCUGGCGUCCAGAGAGAGACAGUUCUACUGCUGGUUGAGCAGCGUCAAGAAGCUCCUCCUCACUCCUCUGCGUAACCAAGAGAGUGUGUGUCCGUCUUUAGGCGAGCCGUGCACUCAUCUCUUCUUUUCUCUCUGUGAGAGUUUUGUUCGUCUGAGCGUCCUGAUCGGGCGACACUCCACGUCACUCACCUGCUUCCUGCAUGAUGUGCAAGUCUGUGAUGUCACUUCCCUUCCUCUGCUGACGCACACCGAGCACUUCCUGGACAUGUAUAAAGUAUAUUGUUCUUCAGUAGGUAACUUCCAGGUGAUGGAUGGAUUCCAGUCACUCCAUAAACUCUCACUUGAGUGUUUGGGCUCUCGGCAGACUCAGCUCGCUCAGCUCUGUCCGUCAGACCGGCCUGUCAGUGGCGACGCUGAACUGGUUUCGUUGUUUUACUGGCCACUGCAGCAGCUUCACCAGUACAGCCGAGUUCUGCUCAAACUGGCGGCCUGUUUUGAUGUGUUAACUACUGAGUAUCAGUCCCUCCAUCAGGGCAGUAGUCAGUAUGAGUCCCUGUCCCAGUCCCUGCUGAGGAGGAUGAAGGAGGCUGAAACCACCUUCCUCUUCUGGAAGACUCACUCUGGAAAAACUGCUGAGGAUCUGCGUCUCCCACAGCGUCGUGUGGUGUGUGAAAGCAGCAACAGGUCUCUGACUCUGCAGAAUGCCGGCCGCUUCUCCAGUCACUGGUUUAUACUAUUCAAUGACGCACUGGUGCACACACAGGGUGCCAUUCCCUCUCAGAGCCUUUUCUCCACACAUCACGUCUAUCCUCUGACCUGUCUGUGGGUGAAACCAGUUACUGAAGACAGCAGCGGACUCUGUGCCAUCAAAAUUACUUGCCCAGAGGAGAGCUUCACACUGGUGGCCUCGACACCACAGGAGAAGAACAAGUGGCUGCGAUCAAUUAACCAGGCGCUGGAUCAGGUGCUGGGCGGUGGAGGUCAGGGAUCGUCACCGGGGGUGAUGGGAAUAUCUCGGACGGCCAACUACACGUUCACAGGAGAGGGACGGUUUAAAGAUGCUCGGUACACCGGGAGCUGGCUGGCAGGAAGAGUCCAUGGCAGAGGCACCAUGAAGUGGCCUGAUGGACGGACCUACAGCGGGAACUUUAAGAGCGGACUGGAGGACGGCUAUGGAGAGUGUGUGAUACCUAAUAAAGUGCUGAAUAAGGCAGACAUCUACCAGGGACACUGGAGAGAUGGCAAGAUCCAUGGUUUCGGCAAGUACAAGUAUGCCAGUGGCGAGGUGUAUGAGGGCUGCUUCAGUGAGGGGCAGCGGCACGGUUACGGUAUGCUGAGCUCCGGUAAGCUGGCCAAGAAGUCCUCCAGCGUUUUCAUUGGCCACUGGGUAAAUGACAAGAAGACGGGUUACGGAGUGUACGACAACAUCACCAGAGGUGAGAAGUACAUGGGACUUUGGUUGGACGACCAGCGGCACGGAAAUGCUAUGGUUGUCACCCAGUACGGUGUGUACUAUGAAGGGGCCUUCAGAGACGACAAGAUGAGCGGUCCAGGUCUGUUGGUGUCAGAGGACGACACAGUUCUCCACGGGGAGUUUUCUGAUGACUGGACUGUCAGCGGGAAGGGUGUUUUGUCCCUGGCUAACGGUGACUGUCUGGACGGCAUGUUCAAUGGUGAUUGGACCACAGGGCUGAAGGUGGUUGGAACGUACACCAGACCAGUCGGUGAUGAACCAGAAAACAAAGUGAGAAACAGCCUGCUCAGGUUGGGUCAGUAUGUGGUGCCCGCGGGCCAGCGGUGGGUCUGUGUGUUCGAUGAAUGCUGGAGUCGACUGGGCUGCGACGGCGCCGGGAAAGGAGAGAGGGAUGCAGCCUGGGAGAACAUCGCUGUCACUAUAACGACUGCACGACGACACAGCCCUGACCUCAGCAGGUCUCACACCAAAGUGUUGGAGUGUUUGGAGACUAUUCCUCAGUAUGGAGAACCAGUCACCACUGCGAACUACGACAACAUACGAAGAUACCUCACCAAGGCGUGCGAGACUCCUCACCAUCCUCUGGGCUGGCUGGUAGAGACCCUGGUGACCGUCUACAGGAUGACUUACAUCGGCGUUGGAUCCAACCGCAGGCUGCUCCGGCAGGCCGUGCGGGAGGUUCAGGCCUACCUCACACAUUUCUACAGCAUCGUCCGGUUUCUAUUUCCAGGGUUACCAGAUGAUGGCGCCGUCAUCCCGGACCCCCCUGGCUCUCCGACUAAAGGCAGACGCAACUCAAGCAUUGGAGAACAAGGCAGUGAUGUGGUGGCGAGCUGCACCUCUCUGCUCCUCCCCCUGCUGCUUCCUCGACUCUACCCUCCGCUCUUUACACUGUACAGCCUGCAGGAGGAGCAGAUGGACGGCCAGUACUGGGAGCACAUCCUCCGGCUCAACAAACAGCCCGACCAGUCGCUGCUGCGCUUCCUGGGCGUGCAGGAGAAGUUUUGGCCCGUGUGGAGGUCAAUUUUGGGAGAGAAGAAGCAGAUUUUGUCGAGCAGUGAAGACGCCUGCUUCGUCUCUGCUGUUGAGACACUCCAACAAAUCAGCACCACCUUCACUCCAGCAGACAAACUCCUCGUUCUCCAGAAGACGUUUGAGGAGUUGAACCAGGAAGUAAAACCUAUGCUGGACGACAACUUCCUGUGGUGCAUGGACGACCUGCUCCCCCUCUUCCUCUAUGUGGUGCUCAGGGCAAGGAUCAGGAACCUGGGAGCUGAGGUCAGUAUGAUGGAAGACUUAAUGGAUCCCAAUGUUCAGCAUGGAGAGCUGGGAAUGAUGUUCACUACACUGAAGGCCUGCUAUAUCCAGAUCCAGCAGGAGUCCACUACAUAGAAGGGGUCCGCAAGACGCAGUCAGCAACAAAGUUCUCAGACAGGAGCUGCCAGAACAAAACCAGUAGAACAAGCAGUAUUGUAGUGGAGGCCUCUGGGAAGCUGACAGAGGAAGGGCAGGACGUCAACUUUCGUGCAAACAGAAAGACAUCUGACACCUCUUUCAGUGUUACAAUACACCAAAGUUCUCUCACAGUUUUCAUAGGGAGGCACCACGUCGCCCUCUUCAGGACAUGUUAGGAAACUGCAUCAUCAUUUUCAUAGCGUUUGGUGAUGUGUUGUUAUUCAGUCACUCUUUGUAAGAAUAUGUCAGCUCAGUUUCAAUUUCUGAGUCCGGUAACGUUCAUCACCUCACAGUGUAGUUUUUAUUGUUUUAUGGUUUUUUUAUGUUACAGUACACAGAAACGUGAGGUGUUUUAUCUGUAUGCUCUCGCGUUAAAGGGAACUGACGAACCACUGAUGAAGUCUGAAACAUGAUUAGAUUUUAAAGUGAACAUAAGACAUUACUGACUACAAAAAAACUAAAAAUAUUAAUGUAAAUAUUUUGUCUGUGGCCAAGCACUCCUCAAAGGGAACUUCAGGGUUUCUCUCUUUCCCGCAUGUUUAAUUUCAUAAAAUCAGGUGACAUGGAACAGGUAUUUUUUUUAUUUAAAGUUAUGGAGAAAAAUCUGCUCUUUUAAAAAUAUCAAAAUGUAACAAAGAUUGCAGUGCAGGUACCCAUCAAAACUGCCGGUAAUGAAAAGAGAUAAAAAAGCUUGAUGUCUCAUGUAACAGUAAGCUGCUGCAAAUGUAAAUUACAUGCAAAUCAUUUAACUUCUGGUGUAUUUAAAUGAAAAGUGACUAACAACCCCAAACUAAUUUAGACCCUUUUACAUGCAGGAAAAGUUGUUCAAAACAUCACGCUAAACAGACUCUUGAGACUGAGGUUUUAAGUUAUUGUAAUUUAUUUAUUUAGCACUCACUUUCACUCGUAGCAGAAACACAAACCCUCCAUACUUCUUCUACCAAUGAUGCAGUUUCUCAGGUCUUGAUAUCUAACAAACGAUAAACUGCCCAGUAGAACAGUCCCAUCCCAGUGCAGAGGGAAGUAGUUUUUUGCUUUAAUUAAAAUAAUAAAUGAGGGAACUCUGAUUAGCUAAACUAGCUAGCUAAAAUUAGAUUUUAAACAUUACGCUGAGAGUUUUUUUUUUUAAGUUUACUUCACAAAACUGCCAGGAAAGCGUUAGAAAACAGGUUAGAUUCACUUCCCAAUUCAACAAAAACGGUACUUUUCUGUUAUCUACAUGGUUUUCAGCCCUUUGUGUGAACUUGUCCACAGAUUUUAGUCAAAUGUGUUGGCCCAGGAAGAAGUGAUGAGGACUACCUGGUGUGCAGCCAUUAAUUUAAUUCAUUCAUAAAGAUUAAUUCACGCUGCUAGAGAGGGCAUUUUAACUGUUUCCACUAAUACGAACUGCUGCACUGCUGAAUGAAUGAAAGUAUUUACUGAUUGUCUGCCACUGUGUUUUUUUAUUAUAGAUGCAGAUGCAGAUUUUUUUCAAUUUUAUAAUUUUUUUAUAGCUAAUUAGCAAGCUAGAUUAAAAAACAUAAGAUCCUUUUUCUAUAAGUUUAUUUUAAUCCUGUGAAUCCACCUUUAACUUUAUUUUGAGACUUUAGAGGAUCCCUUAGGAGAUCGACUUUCUUCGGAUUCAAACCUUUUAGGGACCUAAAAAAAAUAAAAUUUUCUAAACUUUUCCAUGUCCUGGCAAAACAAAGUGUAUGAACACUUUGUGGCAUGAGAGCCAUUGUAAGCUCCCAGAACCCCAACAGUUGUCAUUUUUGAAUUUUGACAUGUUUUUUUAGUUUCUCUUUUUUAAAGAAUUUUAUUGACCUUCAGACCACUUUUAAAUAAAUUAUAUUGCCUAAUUUAUUUAUUAAUAGAUUGUAAUUUUAAUUAUUUAUCAGAGAUAUAAGAAAAGAAUAUCAGAGCGUCUCUAUUUGAUUCCAUAUGAAAUCCCACCAGCAGUGACUGCUAACCCAUUAAAAAUGUACUGAGAGCAAAGAUAACUAAAAGCCAAUGUCAGGUUUUUAGCUAAUGAAAUGUUCCUUUGGUGCUGCUGCAUUCAGGGAACAGCCUGCACUCGUUUUAAUGUUGUGUCAGGCAAAAAAAGUAAGAACAAAAUUACAAAAUUAAAAUGACAGCAGUUCAGCAUUACCGAAAUGUCUUUAUGCUGUUUUUUUUUUAUUAUUAUUAUUGUUGUCACAAGCUUUUGCAGAACACAGCAGACCCUCAGCACCUGUGUGUGUUGGGACUGUCUAUUACAUGUAGUUUUCUUUUUGCUUUUAACAGCACUGCAGUGUAGCCUGCCACAGAUUUAAUAGGAUGAGGAAAAUGCAUUCACUUGAUCUCUCUGGCCUCCUUUAAUGACAGGUCAAAGGUGCACCAUGCAGGAUUUUUCUUAAAAAAACAAAAACCAAUGUAUAAACUCACAAAAAAACAAACCUUCUUGAUCAACACUUAGGACCAGCUAGAAGCAUGUGAUGUGAUGUGAAGAUGUGCGUCUGAUUUGAUUGUUUCAGUUUCAUUCCCAGGUCAUCAAAUACUGACCUUUUCGGCUGGUCAGUUAGACUCAGCAAAUCGACUGCCUUUCUCCAGAAUCGCUUUCCGGCGUGUUUACAAGCAGCGACCACAUAUCCUGCAUAGUGUGCCGUGAAAGGUUUUGCACGUCUUAGCCCGAUGUCAACAACUCUUCUGUAGCUUUCGGCACUGCCGACCAUUUUGCAUCACAGACAGGAUUCUGUUUGUAGAUUUGAUUCCUUAAAAUCGAGCUUGGUGAUACUCGUGUCAUACAUGGGAAUGCAUUUGGAAGCAGUGGCCAUUUUGAUUCUCUUGUCAAAUGAUCUAAAAACACAGUUAUGAUUUCAAAACUGCUCUUAAGAAACAUAAAGUGCAUGUAGUUUUUGCCUUUGGGCUAUAACAUGAUUUUUGUAAAAGCCUACAUUUCUUGAAAAAGCUAUAACAUGACUGAAUUUAUGACUUCCAUGUAUUAUUUUUCUAAUUUUAUGUUUUUCUAACUUCAUACAUUAACAGGCAGAGGUGAUUGUGGGAACUGGUUGCAAAAUGGUAAUUAGGGUUGAUGGAUAAAUUAAAUAAGAUGGGUAAUUGAAAAUGUGUUUAAUCCAAAAAAAAAGGCAAUAAAUUUGGUAUAAUUCUGGAAA